AUGUCGGGUUCUGUGGUCGAGUUCCAGGCGCAGAUAGCCUCAAUCAUGGAGGUGCUAGCCAACGCGGCUGUAGCCGAAAUCUGCAAAGUUGUUGACGAUGGCUAUGCGGUUGUACACCUGAAGAUGUCCCAAAGCCACAAGGAGAACGAAUUUCUCCGGAGGAAAAUGAAAUUGAUGGAACUUCAGAUCACCAGAUUUCGAACGGAUAGAACAAAGUCUUCAGAGGGGUCCGUCCACAAUCGCUUCCAUGGAAUACGCCUCCUAAACAGACACAACCACCGUGAAACGGCAACGACAGGACCUACUUGGCAAAGCAGAAACAGACUUUCCAACAGGAGUUUUGGGAACAGCAGCAUUCAAAGAGACAGACAGCCCAUAGACGUGGAUCAAGACGAUGUCUCUCCAUCAAAGCAUAUGGAUGCUACAAGUGAUGAGCAGUCAGCAGAGACAGAGGAAGGGGAACCAGACCUGCUGAUCAUCAAGGUGGAGGGAGAAGCAGAUGACCAUCACUCUAGGUUCAGCCACCCAGCUAGAACAGUGGAGGGCAGCAGAGAACUAACCACCCAACCGGCUGCAGCCACCACAGAGGACACUGCCAUUCAGUCCAGUGGCCCCAGAGGCAACAACAACUACAACACCACUAUGGAGGCCAAAUCUACUGUGGAAGGGGAGAGAGACCUCCAGCCAUGGAAGAAAGAAGAGGGUCUGAGGGAGAUCCCAGGUACUGAUAGUGGCCACAGAAUGACAGACCCAAACACACCGACCUCUCUAGACACGGACCAAAAAGAGCUCACUGAGCAGCUCAGAACCAAACACAGCAUAGUGACUGUCAACAGAUCAGACACUGUUUUCAAGUCAGACCCGGAGCCUGAGAGCCUGAGCCAGGUGUUUCAACUCACAGGUCCAAGACCUGUUGGUAAACAGCAGUGUAGCCUGAACCCCGAGAGAACAACCGAUCUGCCUGUAAACUCCCAUAAGCGAAGAGGCAGUGAUACAGCGAAUGAUCGGCCGUCUUGUUCUAGUUAUGCUGCCGAGACGGUCUCAGGAAGCCCCUCGCCUCUCACAAAGGUGAACCCCAUUCCCCCACUUCCUCAGAUGGUGAGGGGUGAACACGAGUAUUCCCAGGUCGAUUCAGAAGUCAUGUCGGAGGUCAUAGUUAUCGACCCCCUUCCUGUUGACGAUGGGGAAGAUGGGGAUGGCACGCCCUCGUCCUGGAGACAAGGUGACAUCAUGGAACCCAGGCGUCAUCAAGGAGGACAUAGUGAAGCAGAUGCCAUGCUUCUUGGAGGACAUUCGAGUAACACUUAUCAUCUUCAUCAUCCUCACCCAGGUGUCCAGCCAGCAGCGAGACAGAACUCACCUGACAAUCACUUCUACACCAUCGGCUUGGACGGCGCAUUCAACAACCGCCUCGGCACCUUUCAGAACCCCGCAACCACCACCACUCCAUACGCCACAGGAACCGAGGAGCUGCAGUACCCCACCUGGGUGGAUUUCCCUGGGAGCGGGCGACGGGACUGGGACACCCUGGGCGACGGGACUGGGACUCAUCAGGACAGAGGGCCUAGGGAGGAGGGGGCGAGGUCCUACAGGUGCACCUUCUGUGAGAGGGAGUACCCUCACCUGUGCCAGCUCAAGAUGCACCAGAGGGUUCACACGGGGGAGAAACCGUACGAGUGCGCCCUGUGUGGGAAGCAGUUCAGCCAGCUGUGCAGCCUGAAGCGGCACCAGAGAGUACACACAGGGGAGAAACCUUUCAGAUGCACUCAAUGCGGGAAACAGUUCUCUCAUUCCAGCAAUUUAAAAGUGCAUCAGAGCGUCCAUACGGGUGAGAAACUGUUCCACUGCACCCAGUGUGGGAAGAACUUCUCCUUUCUGAGCAAUCUGAUAAGACACCAGACAGUUCACACACGGAAAUUAUAGGUUGUGUUGUGAUUUGGGACUGUGAUUCUGAAUUGAUUGUAAAUUGUAUGUGUAUGAUUGCUCUGGCUUAAAGGUUGUUACCUGUUUCUCCCCUGACUGUUAUUUUGUAUUCUGGAGCCUUUUGUAAAAAUGUUAUAAAAAGAAGUGACACUAAAUUUUUGACUGCAGAUUAUUAUAUUGGUUCAUGUUGGUUAUUUUUGUCUAAAAUGUUCAACUUAUUGUAUAAAUUCCUACAGUAUUUGUGAUGCAAAGUGUUGAAAAUAAUCAGGAGAAACUAAGAUUUUGUCACAAUCAACAUGCUUGUGUUAAAGUUCAAAAGAAAUAAAGCAACUCAUGGGAAAUUUGAAAAA
Oncorhynchus nerka (sockeye salmon) is the source of this 2273-nucleotide messenger RNA. RefSeq lists its product as uncharacterized. The coding region runs from base 1 to 1923 and encodes 640 amino acids. NCBI's taxonomy places the organism in Eukaryota, Metazoa, Chordata, Actinopteri, Salmoniformes, Salmonidae. The record is from RefSeq and is a predicted model, not a curated record. The transcript is spliced from 5 exons.